ACUGGCCUGUAGUAGCUGCGGACAUGGCUAACUGUGGAUUGUUGCAUUAUGUAGAUUUAAAUUUGAGAAUGAUCUAAAGCUGGAAUCGCUGUUCUAGUGUUCACGCGAGGGGUAUCACAGAAAAAUGACUCGCACAGUGUCAUCGAAUAUUUAGGAAUUAAUGAAACUGAAAAAGCGGAAGAGUCUGUGCGCGCAGUGCGUAAAUAUGCCCGCCAAGGUCUCAAAGAAGGUCGUGGGCAUGAUCGUACGAAGCCGAAAAUUCAUUAUUAAGGAUGGGGUCAUUACGAGUUCUGGUAUUGGAGAGGCAAGUGUGUACCAUGCUCUGGUUGUAAUAUUUUUGGAAUUUUUUGCAUGGGGUUUAUUAACCAUGCCUGUUAUCUCUGUAUUGAAUAUCACAUUUCCAAAUCAUACGUUCCUGAUGAAUGGCUUGAUAAUGGGCAUUAAAGGAAUCUUGUCAUUUCUUUCCGCGCCAUUGAUCGGCGCUUUGUCCGAUGUGUGGGGACGAAAGUUCUUUCUACUUAUCACAGUAGCCUUCACGUGUGCGCCGAUUCCUCUAAUGAGCAUUAACACAUGGUGGUUCUUUGCUAUGAUCUCCAUCAGCGGUGUCUUUGCUUGCACAUUUUCAGUGGUAUUUGCAUAUGUUGCCGAUGUUACGGAAGAACAUCAAAGAUCUCCGGCAUAUGGUAUGGUAUCAGCAACUUUUGCUGCAAGUAUGGUAAUAAGUCCAGCAUUAGGAGAUUAUAUCAUGAAAGUGUAUGGAGAAAAUCUUGUAGUUGCAUUAGCAACCGCCAUUGCAGUGUUGGAUGUGUUUUUUAUAUUAGUGGCUGUACCUGAAAGUUUGCCUGAAAAAGCUCGUCCACCAGUACCUAUAUCUUGGGAGCAGGCAGAUCCUUUUGCUUACCUUGGAAAGGUUGGCAAAGAUCACACUAUCUUAAUGUUGUGUAUUACUGUGUUCCUGAGUUAUCUUCCCGAAGCAGGACAAUAUAGUUGUAUAUUUGUCUAUUUGACUAAAGUUAUGGGGUUCACUGCUGUGAUGGUAGCAAUUUUUAUUGCUGUGGUAGGAAUCUUAAGUGUUGGAGCUCAAAGUCUCUUGGGUCCCUUAAUAAGGACGCUCGGCAGUAAACAUACUAUAAUGUUAGGCCUCUUAUUUGAGAUGUUACAACUUAUGUGGUUCGGAUUUGGUUCACAAACAUGGAUGAUGUGGGCUGCUGGAGUGCUUGCUUCUGUGUCAAGCAUUACAUAUCCUGCUAUUUCUGCAUUCAUAUCCAUGCAUUCUGAUGCUGACAAGCAGGGUUUGGUACAGGGUAUGGUAACUGGAAUGCGUGGAUUAUGUAAUGGUCUUGGCCCAGCAAUGUUUGGAGUAAUCUUUUAUCUAUUUCGCGUUGAUCUCAACGAUAAUUCACCCCUUCCCGCUAAGCCAUCUCUUUUAGAUGAAAAUAAUAACACAGGAACUGCCACACAACAUCCUGAUAUCAUACCACAACUAGUAACCCAGCUUGUACCAGGACCACCAUUUGUGUUUGGUGCAUUACUUGUGAUAUGUGCAUUACUCGUAGCUGCAUUUAUACCCGAAUCAAGUACAAUGCCAACAGGACCGUUGCAUCAUCCAACCACCUCCCGGAGGCCCUCCGGUAAAUACGCAUAUCAGAAAUGUUUAUCCUUGGAUGUACAUUAUGAGGCAGACAAAUUGAGUAACGAGAAAGGAAAAAUAGGACCGCUGUCACCUCUAGUCGACAAUUGUAACUCUGCUGCUCUAUAGCUAUUGUCAAAAUUCAAACAGGACACAGCAAAAAAGAGGGAUAUGUAUCCUUGCCCAGUGACGAAACUCUAUGUUUAGAGAAACAAUCGUUACUAUCAAGUGCACCUACUUCACAAGAACUUUUGAGAAAGCUGUCUAUAUUGUAUUAUACUACGUCUUUAAGUCAAUAACUUAAGUUUGAUUUUUAGGUUCAUGAAGUUUUUAUUACGAGCAGUGCUUGUUUUAUGAGGUGUAGAUUGAGCUGACAAUUGAUUUCAAUUUGUUUAGGUGUUUCGUUACAUGAAAAAUUUGAUUUUCUUUUUUACUACUAAAAAAUGAGAU
This is a messenger RNA of Dufourea novaeangliae, 2080 nucleotides long. RefSeq names its product hippocampus abundant transcript 1 protein-like. The transcript has 7 exons. The record is from RefSeq and is a predicted model, not a curated record. Gene Ontology annotation, molecular function: transmembrane transporter activity. Lineage: Eukaryota; Metazoa; Arthropoda; Insecta; Hymenoptera; Halictidae. The coding region runs from base 161 to 1759 and encodes 532 amino acids. Gene Ontology annotation, biological process: transmembrane transport. Gene Ontology annotation, cellular component: membrane.